GACAUGUGGUUCGGGAAAAUUCGUCAUUGUAAGUUUUAGUGCAGUGGAGAGGUGGUAGUGUACAUCUUCUUUUGGAUUUACUUCGUUUUCUCCUUUGAAGUUCUGGCCAUAAUUUUAUUGAAAUAACAUGUACCGUUUACCAACCAUAUUACGAUCAUCAGCUGCCCGCCAUGUUUCACCAGCUUUAAGAAGAGGGUUUGCAAAAGAUAUCAAAUUUGGUGCAGAUGUUCGUGCUUUAAUGCUACAGGGUGUGGAUGUCCUUGCCGAUGCUGUUGCUGUGACAAUGGGUCCAAAGGGAAGAAAUGUGAUACUUGAACAGUCCUGGGGUAGUCCAAAAAUAACAAAAGAUGGUGUAACUGUAGCUAAGGCCAUUGAACUGAAAGACAAAUUUCAUAAUAUUGGUGCUAAGCUUGUUCAGGAUGUUGCCAACAAUACAAAUGAAGAAGCAGGAGAUGGAACUACAACUGCCACAAUUUUAGCACGUUCAAUUGCAAAGGAAGGUUUUGAAAAAAUCAGCAAGGGUGCAAAUCCAAUUGAAAUAAGAAAAGGAGUAAUGACAGCAGUUGAAAAGGUAGUUGAACAUUUAAGGAAAUUAUCCAAGAAUGUGACAACUCCUGAAGAAAUAGCCCAGGUUGCAACUAUAUCAGCAAACGGAGAUAAGCAAAUCGGAGAACUGAUCUCAAAUGCAAUGAAGAAAGUUGGAAAAGAUGGAGUUAUUACAGUCAAGGAUGGAAAAACACUUCAUGAUGAACUAGAAGUUAUUGAAGGCAUGAAGUUUGACAGAGGUUACAUCUCUCCAUAUUUUAUUAACACAUCAAAAGGAGCCAAAGUGGAAUUCCAGGAUGCUCUUGUAUUGUUCAGUGAAAAGAAAAUUUCAAGUAUUCAAUCCAUCAUUCCAGCACUUGAGCUUGCAAAUGCACAGCGUCGCCCUCUGAUUAUAAUUGCAGAAGAUGUUGAUGGAGAGGCUCUGAGCACUCUAGUUCUAAACAGGUUAAAAGUAGGUCUCCAGGUUGCAGCAGUGAAAGCUCCUGGAUUUGGAGAUAACAGGAAGAACACUAUGCAUGACAUGGCUGUUGCUACUGGUGGACUUGUGUUUGGUGAUGAUGCUAAUCUUAUCAAAAUGGAGGAAGUUCAAUUAUCAGAUUUGGGAGAAGUUGGUGAGGUUACCAUUACAAAAGAUGACACCUUGCUGCUGAAGGGGAAGGGAAAGAAGGAAGAUGUUGAUCGAAGAAUAGACCAAAUUAGGGAUGAAAUUGAUAUGACAAACUCUGAUUAUGAGAAGGAAAAGCUGAGUGAAAGACUAGCAAGGUUGGCCAGUGGUGUAGCUGUGUUAAAGGUUGGUGGUUCCAGCGAAGUAGAAGUUAAUGAAAAGAAAGACCGUGUCAAUGAUGCAUUAAAUGCUACUAGAGCAGCUGUUGAGGAAGGCAUUGUAACAGGUGGUGGAACAGCUCUUCUUAGGUGUUUGCCCAUUUUAGAUCAGUUACAAGGAGACAACAGUGAUCAACAAAUAGGUAUUGAUAUUAUCAAGAAAGCAUUAAAAAUGCCUUGCAAACAGAUUAUAGAAAAUGCUGGAGUAGAUGCUGCAGUAGUUGUUCAGAAGGUUAUAGACUCUGACCCUGAUGUAGGAUAUGAUGCUUUGAAUAACAAGUAUGUCAACAUGAUCGAAGCAGGCAUAAUUGAUCCCACAAAGGUUGUAAGAACAGCACUUAUGGAUGCUGCUGGAGUUGCAUCUCUUCUCACAACCGCUGAGGCUGUUGUUGUAGAACAACCAAAAGAAGAGAAAGGUGAUCCAAUGGGAGGCAUGGGUGGAAUGGGGGGUAUGGGAGGUAUGGGUGGAAUGGGUAUGUGAAACAGUGCAACUGCUAAAAAAAAUAAUGGAUAGUCAGAGCUAUCUCCUUUUGGUGAUGCAUUUUAGUUUCAGAUUAUUCAUUCUUACACUGCAAUGAUUAUUGGUUAAAACUUAGUGGAAUAAAAGAACUCAACUUCAAGUUCCACAUGGAGCAUUUUUUAUCCUGAUGUGAGAUGAAAUGUUAGCUUAUGGGAAAUGUGAGUGAAUAACUCGCAUCAUUUGACUAGUUUUUUUUUGUUCUUGUAUGAUCAGUCAUUGCUCUGGGAACAAAUCCAUCUUCUGAGUCAUUGUUAUGGUAGAUUAAAACAUUUUCAGUCAUUUUUCCAAUCAUGAUGUAAACUGAUACUCUUGUUCAUUUCCACUGCUUAGACAUUCAUGUAAACUAGUUAAAUAAAGUUUUUUGACAAAGUAA
Messenger RNA from Limulus polyphemus (Atlantic horseshoe crab), 2261 nucleotides. RefSeq names its product 60 kDa heat shock protein, mitochondrial-like. Gene Ontology annotation, molecular function: protein-folding chaperone binding; ATP binding; ATP-dependent protein folding chaperone. The transcript has 12 exons. The coding region runs from base 128 to 1849 and encodes 573 amino acids. Gene Ontology annotation, cellular component: mitochondrial matrix; mitochondrial inner membrane. NCBI's taxonomy places the organism in Eukaryota, Metazoa, Arthropoda, Merostomata, Xiphosura, Limulidae. The record is from RefSeq and is a predicted model, not a curated record. Gene Ontology annotation, biological process: apoptotic mitochondrial changes; protein import into mitochondrial intermembrane space; mitochondrial unfolded protein response.